AGACAAAACCAACAACUGCUUUGUCCAUGUCAGUUGAGGAUGACAUGGCGCAUAUGAAGUGUCUAGCGCUGGCGCGCUGAUCCCAGGGUCCAGGUCCCGAAUUCCCCACAAACGUCAUCCGUUCCUCCGACCCAAACAAUUAAACAAGUGGCUGCCUUGCCGCACGCAUGCAAGAAGCAACGGACAGCCAGCUUUCUACAAACCCCAGGCUCGAACAGUAGACAUUGCCAUUUCCUUUUCCUGUGCAACUUCAAGUUUUUUACCCAAAGCUCGUGGCCCAUUGGGACAACUUUACGCAACAGACGGAAGAAGGCAUGGAGAAGCUCAAGGAAGCAGAAACAGCAGCGGCGCAGCGCUUGCGCAAAACGUUCAAAUACCCCUCAGAAUCCGACGACGAAGACACGAUAGAAGCAGGCAUGGAUGAGCAAGAUCGCGCAGCCCUCGUCCAAACCCUCAGCACACACGACACAUCCACAACACACACGUACACGCUCUUUCUCCUCGCGCUUCCUCUGCUUCCCACACUACUCUACAUACCCCGCUUGCUCGCCCUAUCCACCCUUCCAACAAGUUUAGUCGCUGUCGCGAGUCUACUAGCCACGGCGUAUACCUUGUACUUCCUACCCUUACCACCUACACAAAUGGAGCCCAUAGAUGGCGUCGAUGUGACACCUUCCACUUUCCAACAGCCAUCGAGAGGGAAAGGGAAGGGCAAGAAACCCAUGGGCGGAUACGGAAUCUACAACAAGACACCAUCUUGGGAGCAACCGACUGAGAAGAGUGUGAGGCGGCCUGUACCGUAUCUCUCAGAAGACAUGGCAGACAGGAUAGGUGAUUAUAUUGUGCCUAUCAACAGAGCUGUGUGUGGGCUUUUGGCACUGUAUGAGGUGUGGUUGGCACGUGAGUGGAGUGAAGGCUUCAUGAUAGGAGGUGGCUUCUUGCCCGGGGUGAUUUGUCUGAUAAUUCUGUGGGCGAGAACCGAGUUGCGGAUUAUUGACAUGGAUGCGUUGGAGAGGAUUAACGCGGGUGCUGCGCAGGGAAAGGUAAAGUGAAGCCCAGGCGAACUGCUGACUCUGGAGCUCAACUAUGAGAUAGCCACGACAGAGAUACCCAUUGCAGAAGGACAAUGCACAAUGACUUAUGACUAUGACGAAAUAGCGGUAUCAUUAGGUUCUAUGUAUAGGUGGAGGGUACUUAUCCGUGAUCAAUAUCAUGUCGCGUCGAUUGCAC
This is a messenger RNA of Alternaria alternata, 1230 nucleotides long. RefSeq lists its product as hypothetical. Lineage: Eukaryota; Fungi; Ascomycota; Dothideomycetes; Pleosporales; Pleosporaceae. The transcript has 2 exons. The coding region runs from base 315 to 1052 and encodes 245 amino acids. The record is from RefSeq and is a predicted model, not a curated record.